AUAUUAAAAGCGUGUGUGUAUAUCAUUUAUAAAGAGAAAGAAAAUAAAAUAAAGUCUAACAGAGCAAGAUCUUUGGUUAGACACCAAAGGAAAUAUGAUAAUAUAUAGAAAAUUUAAUUUAAAAAACAUCGAAUAAGCCAACAAAUGGCACUUAAUUGCCUUUUAAAAGUGAAAACAUACGCCAUCAAUCAUAGCCACCCAUAAAUGGUACUAAAAUAGCCAUCAAUCAAAGCCACGAUUAACAUUCAAACUAAUUAAAAGAGAUUUAUGACAUUUUUAAAUAACUUCAAAUUAUUUCCACUUAUACAAAAAGUGAUAACAUCAAUGUAAUAAAGAAGAAAUUCUAAUUGAAAAAAACUAAAGAAUUUAUACCAAAUCCUUGAAAUUCUAAACAAGACAUCUAUUAAUAUAUAAUAUAACAAUUACUAAAAAAGAAGGAAAAUUUUAAAAUUCAAAAUAUUAAUAAUUAAUGAGUCAAUCACUAUCUAAGAACAUAUCAUAUUAUACAAUUUGCCUUUACUACAAUCGAACUAAUUUAUCAAUUUAAAUGUAGACAAUUAAAAGAAACGAAAAAUUAAAUACAAUUUUAUAAAAUUGAAAACAUAAUCAUGCCUAAAUUUUAGUCAAUAAUAUCACCACCGCAUACGCCAUGGAACCACACCACUUAACCGUUAUCACUUAUCACAUAUCUCGUAAUAUACAACAUAUUAACGUCUAAAACAAAAACCUAGCUCUAGGCACGGUCAUAUAUUAAAAGAUCAUUGUUACGCUAACAAAUAACAAAAUGCAAUGAGUUUAUUAAAGAAAAUAGUGAUAUUAAAAUUCCGCUGUAUAUCUAAAUUACAACGGAUCACAUAUAUAAACAAGUAGGAUUAUGAAUUAGAAAAAAUACACCUUAGUUUUUGUGGAGUAUAUUCACACAAAAUGAUUUUUCAUCGAAUUUGAUGUUUCAAUCGAAUAUUUUUGGUCCAUUACCUCAAUAUCUGGCUAUUUCCUCAAUAUAGUUGGUCCGGGUGACGACACAAGUCAAUUACACUCAUAAAUAAGCUCAGUAAAUGAAUUUCCAAAAGUGGAUCUGUAAUUAUGUUAAUUUACAGAUCAUAGGCUUCGUAAAAGAUCCAUGAGUCCAUAAGCAUUAUCCAGAGGCCUCAAACAUUGUGAUGCCAAUCAAGCCCACAUUGAAAGAUUAAUAUCAGGGCAAAGUUGGACGGACAUGUGUCAUCAUAUGAUACGAUCUCAACCCGUCACCUCCACCCCUCUAUAUAUUUUACAUAUUGCUUUCCUACGGGCUACAGUCCAUUCUCUUUACAUAAAUUUUACAGGGGCCUCCGCUGGGUCAUUUGUGGUGAACAAGAUCGACACUACUAGUUGUUUCGGUGAGUUCAGUCACUCUCAGAUCUCCAACAGGAACAGUACUUGUCUAAAAGCAGCACUAGGGAGCCUCAAGUUAUUUCCAGUCAGGCUUAAGAGCUUUGGAAGUAUCCCAGCGGGAUGGAAGUGGAUUGGAGACCUAACCUUGGUGGGAUGGAAAAGGCAUUUAGCAUGAAUGUGAUGAUGCUGAUUGUUAAAUAUUUUGCGGGAUUCUCGAUAACACACUGGAGUUCUGCACCAGCUACAAAACAAAAAAGAAAACGAAAAGAGAUCUGCAGCAGAUCGAGUGACAGAGUUUGCGGAGCAUGGGAUAGUCUUCCUGAUGAACUCCUCCUUUCAGUUCUAAUGAAAUUGAAUAUUAUCGACUACCUUGCCUUCAGUGGUGUGUGUAGAUCCUGGAGGUCAGUGUCUACCGAUAUUCGCAAAAGUUUUAUGGAGCAUCUGCAACCCCUAGUUCUAGCAAGACCAAGAUAUUCAAAAAAAGCUUGUGUGCUAUAUAAUAUUUUUGACUGGAAAAGUUGCAAGUCAAUGUUUCCGAAUAUGCCUCGCAAAAGCUUAUGGGGUUUAUCAAGUGGUUACUUGAUCACAUAUGACAAGAACAUGGGGUUUUGGCUUGUGAACUUAAUGACAAGACAUGAGCUGCAUUAUCCUGUUCUGCCCGAGAGCAGCUAUAGCAUCUCUGACUUCACUGCUUGUGCUGUUCUCUUGCGAUCGACUCGGCUUUCCAGAAUUUUCAUGAUUAUUUUCUCUGAGAAGCAUGAUUUUUUACUGAUGUCUGAAAGUGGCUCUAGCAGUUGGCAUGAAUAUCUUUUACCAAACACCAGUUCUGGGAUUGCUGAUGUAAAGAUUUUGGAUGGCAAAAUAUUUGUUCUAACCUGUGAUGCACAUUUUGGAGAAUUUAAUCCGAGGGCAGAUCCUGUUUUGAAGCUCUACAACUGUAACUUUCCUAUUCCACUUCCAUCACGUUCGAUUUUGCAGUUAGUGACUUCAGACAACAAGAUCUACAUGGUUAUAUCUCAACAUCCUUAUCCACGUGUGACUAUGUUGGUCCUAUAUCUUUCCUUGUACGAACUUGACUACAGUAUGGAAUCUGUAAAACAGAUUCAUGACUUGGGUUCAAAAUCUUUGUUCCUGAGUGUAUUUAAUUCUGCCCUGGUUGACACAACUGGUUGGGGAGCGGGCAACUGUGUAUGCGUUCUUCAAAAUACACUCGGAAAAUGUACAUUCUUUCACUUGGAUGGACAACGGAUAGCAACGGUUCCUGCUGUUUUGGAUGAUUAUUUGAGACUAUAUUUCUGGUUUUUUCCUGGUGAAAGCUGGGACAUCAGUCGUGUUGGUGAUGAAUUUGGCACUUGAUCACUUCUACUUCUGACAUCUGUUUCGCUGGCCAAAUCUUUUGUUUUACUUUCAUCUUACAUUCAGAGUAUUUGUUUUCUUUCAUGAAUCCUUUCACUCAGACUAUAUAGUUAUAUUGUGAUGUGAAUUUAGUAGUAUGUAGGCCAAGCUUUUAUGGUUUUUUAAUUUAGUAUUCAAGAGGUUUGACAUUUUAGUAAAAUCA
Molecule: messenger RNA, 2929 nt
Organism: Daucus carota subsp. sativus
Lineage: Eukaryota; Viridiplantae; Streptophyta; Magnoliopsida; Apiales; Apiaceae
Exons: 3
Coding region: 1492-2727 (411 amino acids)
Molecular function (GO): protein binding
Source: RefSeq, a predicted model, not a curated record